This is a messenger RNA of Oncorhynchus keta (chum salmon), 6085 nucleotides long. Its product is annotated as ephrin type-A receptor 3-like. The record is from RefSeq and is a predicted model, not a curated record. Gene Ontology annotation, molecular function: ATP binding; transmembrane-ephrin receptor activity; protein binding. Gene Ontology annotation, cellular component: plasma membrane; neuron projection. Gene Ontology annotation, biological process: axon guidance; cell surface receptor protein tyrosine kinase signaling pathway; protein phosphorylation. The coding region runs from base 43 to 3099 and encodes 1018 amino acids. NCBI's taxonomy places the organism in Eukaryota, Metazoa, Chordata, Actinopteri, Salmoniformes, Salmonidae. The transcript has 18 exons.
UCUUCGGUGUCAAAGUUGACAUCAGCCCCGGAGCCGAGUUGAAUGCGAGCCUCUUGUCUGAACCGGAGAGCGAGCUCACAUCAUUCAGUGGCGCAUGCUUUACGGAGUUAUGUACCUCGCGCUGUCUUGCCCUCUGAACUGCCUGCCGUCAUGGAUUGCAAACCGCGCGCGAAACCACUACUACUUUGUAUUUUUCUGUUCAUCUUGUCGUUUAUUUGCCCAGCACUUCUGAUCAUCCACCCGUCCAAUGAAGUGAACCUGUUGGACUCCAAAGCCAGCCAGGGGGAGCUGGGAUGGAUCUCCUACCCAUCACACGGGUGGGAGGAGAUCAGCGGAGUUGACGAGCACUACACUCCCAUCAGGACCUUCCAGGUGUGUAACGUGAUGGAGUACAGUCAGAACAACUGGCUGAGGACCAACUGGAUCCCCCGCCAGUCAGCCAAGAAGAUCUACGUGGAGCUAAAGUUCACCCUGAGAGACUGUAACUCCAUCCCCCUGGUCCUGGGGACCUGCAAGGAGACCUUCAACCUGCUGUACCUGGAGACGGAUGAGGACCAGGGCAGCCGCUUCAGAGAACACCAGUUCUCCAAGAUCGACACCAUCGCUGCAGACGAGAGCUUCACUCAAAUGGACCUGGGGGACCGCAUUCUGAAGCUCAACACGGAGGUCCGGGAGGUGGGGCCUGUUACCAAGAAGGGCUUCUACCUGGCGUUCCAGGACGUGGGGGCGUGUGUGGCCCUGGUGUCAGUCAGGGUGUACUUUAAGAUGUGCCCGUUCAUUGUUAGGAACCUGGCCUCAUUCCCUGACACGGUGCCCAUGGACUCUCAUUCAUUGGUGGAGGUGAAGGGCUCGUGUGUCAAUCACUCAAAGGAGCAGGAGCCACCACGUAUGUACUGUAGCACAGAGGGAGAGUGGCUAGUUCCCAUAGGGAAGUGUCUGUGUAACGUCGGCUAUGAGGAGAGAGGGAGCUCCUGCCAAGCAUGCAGAGCAGGGUUCUAUAAGUCUCUGCUGGGUAACGUCCAGUGUUCUAAGUGUCCACCCCACAGCUUCACCCAUCAUGAGGGAGCUCUACACUGUGGCUGUGAGAAAAACUACUUCCGCGCUGAUGGAGACCCGCCAUCUACGGCCUGCACACGUCCUCCCUCAGCUCCUCGUAAUGUGAUCUCAGUCAUCAACGAAACCUCAGUGAUUUUGGACUGGUCCUGGCCAGAGGACACGGGAGGUCGUAAGGAUGUCACCUUCACCGUGCUGUGUAAGCUCUGCAGGCCUGGCCAGAGGGUGUGUGAGGCAUGUCGCAGCAAUGUGCGGUUCCUCCCCCGUGCUGCGGGCCUGCAGAACACUACCGUAACCGUGGGAGACCUGCUGGCUCACACCAACUACACUUUCGAGAUUGAGGCUCAGAAUGGAGUGUCCCAGUUAGCCCCAACCAUGAGGCAAUAUGCUGCGGUGACCAUCACUACCAACCAAGCAGCCCCUUCUCCUGUGACUGUGAUCAGGAAGGAUCGCACGUCUCGUAACAGCAUCUCUCUGUCCUGGCUGGAACCAGAGAGACCCAAUGGCAUCAUACUGGACUACGAGGUCAAAUACUACGAGAAGCAGGAGCAGGAGACCAGCUACACCAUCCUGCGCUCUAAGGGUUGUAACGUGACGUUAAGCGGUCUGAAGGCAGACACCUCCUACCUGCUCCAGAUCAGGGCCAGGACUGCAGCAGGAUAUGGAGCCAGCAGCAGGAGCUUUGAGUUUGAGACCAGCCCUGACUCAUUCUCUAUCUCCAGUGAGAGUAGUCAGGUGGUGUUGAUAGCCAUCUCCUCCGCUGCGGCCAUCAUCCUGCUCACUGUCCUCCUCUACAUCGUGAUUGGCAGGUUCUGUGGCUACAGGAGGUCUAAACACCCUGAUGAGAAGAGACUGCACUUUGGCAAUGGACACUUGCGUCUGCCAGGUAUAAGGACCUACGUAGACCCUCACACCUAUGAAGACCCCAGUCAGGCCGUCCAUGAGUUUGCCAAGGAGCUGGAUGCUUCCUGUAUCGCCAUCGACAAGGUGGUGGGAGCAGGUGAGUUUGGGGAGGUGUGCAGCGGUCGUCUGCGUCUGCCCAGUAAGAAGGAGAACUGUGUGGCCAUCAAGACUCUGAAGGCAGGAUACACCGACAAACAGAGACGGGACUUCCUGUCUGAAGCGUCCAUCAUGGGGCAGUUUGACCAUCCAAACAUCAUCAGGCUGGAGGGAGUGGUCACCAGGAGUAAACCUGUGAUGAUAGUAACUGAAUACAUGGAGAAUGGAUCCUUGGACAGCUUUCUGAGAAAACACGAUGCCCAGUUUACUGGUAUCCAGUUGGUGGGCAUGCUGCGUGGCAUUGCGUCAGGCAUGAAGUACCUGUCUGACAUGGGCUACGUCCACAGAGACCUGGCCGCCCGCAACAUUCUGGUCAACAGCAACCUGGUGUGUAAGGUGUCUGACUUCGGCCUGUCCAGAGUCCUGGAGGACGACCCCGAGGCUGCUUACACCACGCGGGGAGGUAAGAUCCCUAUCAGGUGGACAGCUCCAGAGGCUAUCUCCUACAGGAAGUUCACCUCGGCCAGCGACGCCUGGAGCUAUGGCAUCGUGCUCUGGGAAGUGAUGUCAUAUGGGGAGCGGCCUUACUGGGAGAUGUCCAAUCAGGACGUUAUCAAAGCAGUAGAUGAGGGCUACAGACUGCCUCCUCCUAUGGACUGUCCUGCUACUCUGUACCAGCUGAUGUUGGACUGCUGGCAGAAGGAGAGGAACAACAGACCCAAGUUCGAACAGAUCGUCAGCAUCCUGGAUAAACUCAUACGCAACCCUGGGAGCCUGAAGAUCACAGCCAACACCUCACCCAGGCCAGCCAACCUGCUCCUGGACAGGAGUAGUUCCGAGGUGGUUCAGUCAUUGGGAACAAUGGGGGAUUGGCUGGACAACGUGAGGACUCUGCCCUGUAAGGAGGCCUUCUCUGGGGUCAGCUACAGCUCCUGUGACACCCUGCCCAAGACCUCCGCAGAAAUCUGUCUGACGGAGGUCCAGCACCACGUCACAGCAGCCACCUGCCCAGAGUGGGAGCCUUCAAUGGGGAUCACCACCCUCUAACCCCCCCCCCCCUCCUCCUCCUCCCUUCAAACUCCAGAGACAACGGAUGGGACCUAAAGAAGGUUGGUGUGACUAUCGUCGGCCCCCAGAAGAACAUUGUGAGCAGCAUCAAAGCACUAGAGAGCCACAGUAAGAACGCCCCUGUCCCAGUGUAACUCGACCGAGCCACUAGAGACUGGCUGUCUGGCUGACUGGCUGCCCUCUGGGCCCCGUUCCAAUCUGAAUGAAACCCCUCUGGGCCCUGUUCCAAUCUGAAUAAAGCCCCUCUGGGCGACGUUCCAUUCUGAAUGAAGCCCCUCUGGGCUCCGUUCCAAUAUGAUUUAAAGCGUCUCCCCUUCAGACCUCUGUGAACGUUUCAAUGACGUUCCUUCCACAAGGGAGGCUUCCCUUUGCGAGGGGUAGUGAUGGGGAGAGGAGGGCCUCAUUGGAUUAGAACAGCCCUCUGAUCUCUCGAACAUACAGGAAGGAAGUCCCAAACUAAAGGAGGAAGUAGACACUCCACACAAAUGCUGAGAUGCCUUACUCAGAACAGGAGAGGAGAGGAGAGAACCUGGCCUUGGACCUUGGGGCAUGGCGAUAAAGGGCUGGUGCUGGGAUUGGAUAACGUGGGACAGCAGGGCCCUUUGUGUGACCUAUAGUGGUAAGGGGCUCGUUGAGAACUGAUCCAAUCGUGAUCCUGUGGACUUGACUGACAACUCUUUAACUCUGGAGAGGGGGACAUUAAAUGCCUUGAGUAGAAUAAUGCAGUCAGCAGGAGCAAUUCACUCACAUCAACCUGGAGCAGACAGAAGCAGACCUGGAGAUUCAUUCAUGAACUUUGAGACGCUGGACUCCCACCACUGAAGACCCCACUCACUCUCACAAAGAAGGACUGAUACCACUCUGUGUGUCUGUGUGUCUGUGAGUGUGUGCUCCUGUGUUACUCAAGAGAAAGUCAGCUUGAGAAAGAUAUUAUUAUAAGCCAACCCAUUGGAUGGGCACCCAGACUACAAGAAGCUAUGUUUCCCCUAGCUAAUAGCCUACAGUCUGAAAACAGUUGAUGUCAAACAGAAAGCAAUAAUCACAACAAUCAGUUUAUCACUUUGAUCAACCAGAACCAAUGAGACUCACACAGUUUGUCUGAUGGUUCACAGGACAUAUCAGACCACAUACAGAACUGUAAUUAACUGCCACAAGUCUGCUUAUUAUACCGUAGGUAAUGAUACAUCACUCCAAGCUUCCUUAUUCCUACCCCUAGUGUGAAAUCUCAGUAUGUGUUAUUCAUUCAAACUAAAGCAGGAUAGAGAGAAAAGGAGAGAUCGAGAGAGAGAGAGGUAGAAGUAGAGAGAGAUGUGGAGGGAGAGAGGAAUAGAGAAGGAAAUGCAGAGAGAGACAGACAGACAGACAGACAGACAGACAGACAGACAGACAGACAGACAGACAGACAGACAGACAGACAGACAGACAGACAGACAGAGAGAGAGAGAGAGAGAAUACCUUGCAACCGACUACUCCAGAGCAUAUUCUGCUCUGUAAGGUAGAUAGAUGACACUCAAUGACCCCGAGCUCUUUUAAUGCCUUCUUCCAGCAGCGGUGGAGAUCUCACAACUCACUGGAAACAACGAGUGUGUGAGUGUUAUACAUCUCUGGAGCAGACAAUGAUUCUCUCUGGAAACAACGAGUGUGUGAGUGUUAUACAUCUCUGGAGCAGACAAUGAUUCUCUCUGGAAACAACGAGUGUGUGAGUGUUAUACAUCUCUGGAGCAGACAAUGAUUCUCUCUGGAAACAACGAGUGUGUGAGUGUUAUACAUCUCUGGAGCAGACAAUGAUUCUCUCUGGAAACAACGAGUGUGUGAGUGUUAUACAUCUCUGGAGCAGACAAUGAUUCUCUCUGGAAACAACGAGUGUGUGAGUGUUAUACAUCUCUGGAGCAGACAAUGAUUCUCUCUGGAAACAAUGUGUGUGUGAGUGUUAUACAUCUCUGGAGCAGACAAUGAUUCUCUCUGGAAACAACGAGUGUGUGAGUGUUAUACAUCUCUGGAGCAGACAAUGAUUCUCUCUGGAAACAACGUGUGUGUGAGUGUUAUACAUCUCUGGAGCAGACAAUGAUUCUCUCUGGAAACAACGAGUGUGUGAGUGUUAUACAUCUCUGGAGCAGACAAUGAUUCUCUCUGGAAACAACGAGUGUGUGAGUGUUAUACAUCUCUGGAGCAGACAAUGAUUCUCUCUGGAAACAACGAGUGUGUGAGUGUUAUACAUCUCUGGAGCAGACAAUGAUUCUCUCUGAUCUGAACAAUGUUGCGUGUGGAUGCGUGAUAGCACCCCCGUCUGUCCCCUGCCCGCCUGUUGCCCUUAGCUGCUGUUGUAUGUUCUAUUAGCAUGUACAUAUGUAAACAACCAUGUAACUAUAGCUACUAGCAGGACAGUCCCCUUCCAUAGCCAUCCCUUUGUACAAAUGGUUCUAUGUAUAAAAGAAUGAACAAAAAUAUCUGUGCAACAUUUUGAAAAGGCAAAAAUUAUUUGUAUUAUAUUUGAUGUUAUUUUGUCUUAUAUUUGUUUUUUACAUUAAAAAAAGCAAUUAUAAUAACCUAUUAUUUAUUUGUUAACAUAUACAGUGCAUAAGUGUAGUGUUUUGUUUGUAGCAGACAGUAGGUUAUAACAUGGUUCUGUGACAGCGUCGUCAAUGUUUUCUGUUUUCUUUAUAAUCAUGGACAUUUGGAAGAGCAAUACUGUUAACCACCCCCUCCCUACUCUUUUAGCUUUCUUUAGAUGAACGUGUGUGCGUGUGUAUGUGUGUGCAUGCAAGCGUGUGUGUGUUUCUCUGUGCGUGCGUGUGAGUGUCUCUGUGCGUGCGUGUGUGUGUGUGUGCUUGUGCAAAUGUAAAAGGCCUUGUCUACUAAUGUUAAAUGAUUUGUAGUGGAAACAUUUAUAUUUUUAUAAUAAACAUUCUUAAAAUAUUUUUGGAAAAAUUAAUGCAGAUAAACUUGCCCCUAUGAUUCUUUCUGG